CUACUCCUCCAGCGGCCCAACCAACGAAUCUAAAUUCUCAGCUACAGCCUAAUGGCCCUUACAUUUAUUUCCAUUUAAUUCUUGUCCAAAACUCAAGCAUUCUUUUCCAAAUUAACAACAGCAAGUAUGGCUGAAGAAAGUAGUACCCAUAGCAGAAGCAGUUGUACCAUUGAGAGCACCGACGGUGUGACUAUAGACGCUCGUGUUUACAGGCCAAUAUCCGACAACAAUUCCACCAACGUUGUUGCAGUGUUGGUGCAUCCUUAUUCGGUGCUUGGUGGAUGUCAAGGGUUGAUGAGAGGCAUUGCUAGGGGUUUGUCCAAUCGAGGCAUAAUUGCGGUCACUUUUGAUACCAGAGGCGCUGGUAAAUCCACUGGCCGUGCUUCUCUUACUGGAUCCGCUGAAAUUAAUGAUGCUAUCUCCGUUUGCAAAUGGGCUGUCUCCAAUUUCAAGACAAACAGAAUUAUCCUUGUUGGUUCAUCUGCAGGAGCAGCAAUAGCCGGAUCUGCAGUUGAUCAAGUAGAGCAAGUGGUUGGGUAUGUGAGCUUGGGAUACCCUUUUGGUUUUACUGCUUCAAUUCUCUUUGGAAGGCAUCAAAAAGCAAUAUUACAAUCCCCAAAGCCUAAACUAUUUGUGAUGGGUACCAAAGAUGGCUUCACCAGUGUUAAACAGUUGGAAAACAAGUUGAAGGAUGCUGCUGGACAUCACAUAACGCACCUUAUUGAAGGAGCUAGCCAUUUUCAGAUGGAGGGUCCUGCUUUUGAUGCUGCCAUGGUUAACCUCAUUCUCGAAUUCAUUACCACAUUAUAAUUUUAC
Lycium ferocissimum is the source of this 816-nucleotide messenger RNA. RefSeq lists its product as uncharacterized. The record is from RefSeq and is a predicted model, not a curated record. Gene Ontology annotation, molecular function: hydrolase activity. NCBI's taxonomy places the organism in Eukaryota, Viridiplantae, Streptophyta, Magnoliopsida, Solanales, Solanaceae. The transcript is spliced from 2 exons. Bases 127 to 810 code for a protein of 227 amino acids.